This is a messenger RNA of Acyrthosiphon pisum (pea aphid), 1313 nucleotides long. RefSeq lists its product as uncharacterized. Gene Ontology annotation, cellular component: cytoplasmic microtubule. Lineage: Eukaryota; Metazoa; Arthropoda; Insecta; Hemiptera; Aphididae. The coding region runs from base 159 to 1160 and encodes 333 amino acids. The record is from RefSeq and is a predicted model, not a curated record. The transcript has 6 exons.
UUAAUUAUUUAAUAUUUAAUAAUAAUUUAGAUUUUAGUUAGAUUAUACAUAUUAUUCAAAUUAACAAUAUAUUUAAGACUUAAUUGUUAUCGUAUGAUAGAUCAUUAAUCAUUGAAUCACGUUUAUUACGUAAACAAGAAGAAAAAUCAUCGCAUGCAAUGUGUUCCAUCAGAGAUUUUUUCCCUAUUGAUUAUAGAGUCAGUGGAGCCAAACCCAGGAAAAAUUUUAUUCUAGAGAAUAAGAGAUAUGUGACUAAAUUAGGAAAAGACACCCAAACGUCAAAAGAAAAUGUAAAACCAUCAAACAAAUUACCAUGCACCAAUAUUCAGAAUUUCAAAUUGAGACAAGGAACAAAUAAAGAAACCAACCCAGAAAACUCAAAAAGGAAAAUAAAAUCUAUAGACUUGGAUCAAAUUGAUGCUAGUAUUAAAUCAAUUCGUUCUGCAAUAGCUCAAACAAAGAUUACACAAAAAAAAUUAGGAAUCAAAAAUAUCGAAAAUGUAUUGUUGACUUUUAGAGAUCAAGCUACACAAACAGUAAAUCCAUAUGAAGAAGAAGGUAAAUUAAAUAAUAAUAUUAUCAGAAAUCCAAUAUUACAGACUUCAGAUAUGGCUAAAACCAUUCAAACAAAACACAUGAACACCAUUUCUGUAUCAACUGAAAACUCCGAAUCAGAGUAUUCUAAUGUUAUGUCUAGAAAAAAUGUUAAUUCUGUACAUCAACAGGAUGACAAUAAUUCCAAAAGAAAACAACAACAUUUAGUUGGACUUAAAGAAAACAUAAUGGGUCAUCAUCAACCUGGGGAAAUACCAAAAUACCUGAAAGAUCGUAAAGCACUGAAAGAAAAAAAUGAGAAAGAAGUACAAAAGAAAUUGGCAAUUAGGCGUGCAUUGGGUCUUGAUGAUCCAGCAUGUCCUCCAGGUCAUGUAUUAUUACCAGAACCUGAGCGUCUGGAACAUCUAGCUAAAAUAAAAAAAGAUUAUAAUCAAUUGGUAUUGCAAUUGAAUAUGUUGCCUGUCGGUUCAGAUUCAUAUAAGAUGAAAGAAAAACGUAAACGCAUAGAAAAAGAAUUGGAUCAAGUACAACUAGGUAUUAAAUUAUUUUCUAAAGAGAAAUUGUAUGUUAAAAUCAAUCAAAAAAUGGCUGAUUCUUACAAAUAAUUAAUACAAUACUAUAAAAUUAAUAAGGCCAAUAACUAGUGUGUUAAUGCAUUUCAGAGCAAUGUAUUUGUAAAAAUAUUAAUUGUGAGUUAAACGGUUGAAUUAUUUUUAAGAAAUAUGUAUUAUAGUUUAUUUACUAAUUAUUACUUACUC